AACCGAGUGCAUCGCCGCGUCAUUGUCCGUGACUACGGGAAGGCCAUCUAUAAAGCAAGCUCCCGGACCAGUCUUCUUGCCGCGUUGGAAGGCUGCAUCGAAGGAUACGAGUCGUUGCACACACGAGCCGGUAUGCUACUACGCGAUAUCUCACCAAGCAACCUCAUGGUGAACGAAGAGGAUGACAACCCUUCCUGGCGCUCGUUCUUGAUCGACCUCGACCUUGCAAUCAAGGAGCAGCGGGAGACAUCUUCUGGAGCACGGGGAAAGACCGGCACACGGGCGUUCAUGGCAAUCGGGGUGCUUCUCGACGACGAAAAGCAUUCGUUCAUGCACGAUCUGGAGUCGUUCUUCUGGGUGCUAUUCUGGAUAUGCAUUCACUAUGACGGGCCAGGUAAAGAUAUUGGGGCAACUGAGUUUGAGAAGUGGAAUUAUGUGAGUAUGGAAGAACUGGCUGAAUUAAAAUCGGGGCUGGUCAGUAGAGAAAGGCAUUUCCUUAACCGGAUAACUAAGGCCUUCACACCCUACUACCAGCCGUUGAUUCCAUGUGUUAAUAGGUUGCGGAGGGCUGUCUUCCCAAUGGACAAACCGUGGGAGAACAAGGAAGACAGGACGCUCUAUUCUCGGAUAAAGGAGAUUCUUCGGGACGCGCGGAAGGAUCUAGAAUACCCAGAAUUGUCGUAG
This is a messenger RNA of Trematosphaeria pertusa, 684 nucleotides long. RefSeq lists its product as uncharacterized. NCBI's taxonomy places the organism in Eukaryota, Fungi, Ascomycota, Dothideomycetes, Pleosporales, Trematosphaeriaceae. Gene Ontology annotation, molecular function: ATP binding; protein kinase activity. The annotation marks the transcript as partial. The record is from RefSeq and is a predicted model, not a curated record. Gene Ontology annotation, biological process: protein phosphorylation. The transcript has a single exon.